AAGUGAGCGGCAGAGCCAGCGAAAAGCUGCGAAUGCCAAGCGCACAGUAGAAGGGAGUGGUACGUCAAAAACUGACGCACAGCGGCAGGCCAAACAAGUCCAUAGUUUAAUAGCCAGCACACACCGCACCACAAUAAUAAUAUAAACUGUAAAAUAUAUAAAAAAAAUAGUAACACUCAAGUCCAGGCCAAAACCAGAAACCCAAAUAUUACGUGACCAAGUGCAGCUAAACAAAAAAGAAAGAAAAAAAAAACAAAGAGGAAAAUCUAUAACUAUCAAAGAGCAAAUUGUGUGUAUGAAGAAAAAACAAGCCACAAAUCAGAGCGAGUACGAAAGUUUCCUACGAUAUCAUAUCAUAUAACCGCCAUAGAUUGGUUCAACAGCCAAAAAUAAAACAGGAGCAGCAGCAGUAACGGCGGCAACAUUGCAGCAUUGCAACAACCACCAGCAGCAACUAGCAACGCAACAACGAAAGCCAGAUACCUUCAACUGCGGAGAUAGCCGGGAGGUACAAGUUAAAUAAGCUGCCAGGCGGAUGCGGUAGGAUCGCAGGUGGCAGGAUCUUGCGGGGGCAGAAGGAUGCCAGCCAAAGGACGCAAUAUUGCAGCAUCCGCAACAUCCGCAACAUCCGCAACUUCGGGGACACGGAAUCAAAGCUGAAGGAGCAACCGCAGCAAUACUCUCAAGGCGACGCAUGUCAAUGUCAAAGUUGAACCAGAAGUAGAAGGCCGUAGAAGAGGGCCAAGAACGGUCGAGGGCGGGUCAAGAGCUACACGGCUAUAGCUAUAAAGGCAAAGCAUUUUAACUGCAGAUGACAAAGAAGGUUGUGCUACAUCUACAUAGUAAAUACAAAACAAAUCUAAGCAUAAGAAACCCCCAAAAACCACACCCAAACCCAAACCCCAGAGAAACCUAGACCAAAAUAAACAGGGCAGCAGCAAACAAGUGGAGGGCAAUCCCCGGAAUCUCGAUUGCCGCAGCUCCAAGCUGGCAAACUGGGCAGGCAGACGGAUACGGAUACGGUGACCCGUUUUGCAGGCAAGAUGUCCGUGGACUUUAUACUGCCCAAUCGCAAUAAGAUCCAAACGAUUGCCUAUGCGAGUGCCAGCAAGAAAUAUGUGCCCGGUGGAUCGGGAUCCACUCUCAGCUCCGGAUCGGUAUCGGUGUCGGGAUCGGGUGCUGACCUGCAGAGCUGGCGACGCCCGAAGCCCAGGACCUCCGGUAAAGUGAAGCUCGAGGAUAAAUCCCCGGCGACUGCCAGCUCGGUGCUGAGGAAUGCCAAUGGAAAUGGCCAGGGAAAUGGCGGCAAGUCACCACUCAAAUCGCUGGCCAAACGGAACUCGCGUUCGGUUCUCAAACGGGAGAUCAUCGAACUGGACGAUGAGGAUGGCGAGGAGCAGGAGGAUCAGCUCUGUGAACACCUGGAAUGGUCCGCCGCCCAAUCUCUGGUCCAAAUGAACUCCUCCAAGCAGGAAAAGCAGCGGCGAGCAGGAACCACAGGAUCCCCUGCAAUUGUGGCAGUGCCAGUCUCCGCCUCAGUAUCGCUUCGCCGUUCAGUGGGCAGAGCUCCGGCGGAAGAUGGCAAGGUGAUUUUCUAUGCCCCCCCAGCCAGCGCCAGUGGAUCGCCCCGUCAGCCGGAGCCGGUGACCUUGAAGAGGGAGCGCGAGCGGGACAGGGAGCGCGAGAGGGAGAGGGAGCGCGAGCGGGACCGCAUGCGGGAGCAACAAGUUGCAGCGGCCGCGGCGGCGGCGUCGAUUUAUCGUGGUCGCAGCGUGGAGGAAACGGAAGCGGCCCACGAUCUGCUCUCCCUGUCACAGAGCCUGCCGCCCCUGAUCCCGCCCUGCGUGGUGACCAUCAUGAAGCAGGAGCAGGAGCAACUGCGCUCCCCGGAAAUCCAGGAGAUAUCGAACAGCGCUUCCAGCCGAUCGCCCCAGUCGACCAUUCGGUUCAUCGGCAGCAGCUCCUACGACCUGAUGGGUGGCUCCUCGGAGGGGGCCAACAACUGCUCGCCCCUGACGCCGCCGAACUCGGACCACAGCUCCGACGUGGAUAUCGACAUGUCUUCCUCCUCCGAAUCAGGUCUGCAGCAGUGGGGCAAGCCCAAUCCCCAGCAGAACCAGCAGCGUGCCUCGGCCCUGAAGAUGUGCCUCAACAUGCUGGAUGGCAGGACCAAGGCGAGCAAGGCCGCUGCUGUGACCAAGCAGGACAGGCAGGAGCCGGUGCAGCCGCGUCCCAAGAGUGCCCAGAGCAAUGCCUCGUCGGGCGGUGGUCCGCCAUCGGAGUCGCCAGAAAAUGCGACAGCCAGCCUGGGACACAGCUCCACCGGCAACGGGGAGAACUACGCCAAGCGGAAGAGGGGCUGCUACAAGUGCUGCGAGUGUGGCAAACAGUAUGCCACCUCUUCGAAUCUGUCGCGCCACAAGCAGACCCAUCGCUCCCUGGACUCGCAGUCGGCCAAGAAGUGCAACACCUGCGGCAAGGCCUACGUAUCCAUGCCCGCCCUGGCGAUGCACCUGCUCACGCACAAGCUCUCGCACAGCUGCGACAUCUGCGGCAAGCUCUUCUCCAGACCCUGGCUGCUCCAGGGACACCUUCGAUCCCACACCGGCGAGAAACCCUACGCCUGUGUCCAUUGCGGCAAAGCCUUCGCCGACCGCUCCAAUCUGCGGGCCCACAUGCAGACCCAUUCGGGCGACAAGAACUUCAAGUGCCAUCGCUGCAACAAGACCUUUGCCCUCAAGUCGUACCUCAACAAGCACCUGGAAUCGGCAUGCCUCCGGGAUGCCGGGGCCAUCGAUCAGGGCAAGGGCUUGGAGGAGGACGACGACGACUGCAGCAAGCAGGACGAACUGGAGAUGGGCGACGAGCUGGACAGCGAUGAGAACAGCCAGGACAUUGUGGUGGCCUAGGGAUAAUCGAUGUAGGGAACUCUCCUGCCCGCAACUAAGAUACUUUAUACCAGAACCCUAUAAGCAAUACUCGAGCACCCUUAUCAAAUUAAUACUAAAAAGAAUUAACAAAACCAAAUGAGAAUUAAAAACAAACAAAAUCUAGUCUAGAAAUCGGCUUACUAGCGGAGUAGUUCUUAAAAUGGCAGACGAUCACGACGAUGAUGAUGAUGACGGUGAUGGAUCUCAACUCAAUAGAAUCUUCUUCAAGCAGUUAUAUACACGCACUUAUAUCUACUCACUUAUAAUCUGAACUAUUCCAAAUCUCUCCAAGUUGCAACUUUUACUGAACGAAGAUUGGCAGGCGUAAGAACAAAGAAAAACAAAAGGUUUGAGAAGGAAAUCCAAAACGUAACUUAUAGUAAAAAUCUGACACAACGAAUAUUAUGGAACAUAAGUAGAAAUUCUAUAUAUACACAGAUCAAAUAAGCAUUAUAUACAGAUGGACGGUAGGAAGACGAAAACGGUGGAAACGGCAAAUUAUAUGUAUACAUAUGAACUAAGUGAAUAAUACCUAGCGAGCAGAACCAAUUUGCAUGUUUUUUGGUAAAUAUCUACUUUUAGGCAUCGUUUUAGGGCUCUAGAGUUUAUAUACACCCCUCACAAAACCCCGGUUACCAGACACAAUACACCAGAUAACACACUAAUCCACUCACCACUAGAUGUAGUCCUUAGUGUACUGAAGGAUUCGAUCGGAGCUCAGUUCAAGUCCUAGCAAACUAAUCAAUUAGUGAACUUAUAGCACUACCGCAACCGCAACUCCCUAUAUCUCUCUUGCUCUUAGACUCUUUUAACCGUACUCAAUGAUCAAGUUAGCAAUCGGAAAUCGGAUAUAUAUACAUAUAUAGGAUCAGAAUCGAACGAGACGAACCAUUUUAACCGCUGCGGCAACUUUACACUCUAACCAAGUUUAUGAUGAGAUUACUUCCAUAUUAUGCUCUAACUCGAUAAACGGAAAACUACUUCAAUUACUUAGAAAUGAUUAAAAUUAAUGAGAAAACAAUUUAGAAACAUAUCACAAGGACAAUACUUAACAUAAAUAAAUACAUUCAAAGUAUGGAAAGUAUAUAGUGGCGAAGGAAUCGCGACCCCAAUUAAGACAUUCUCAUACACAUGCAACAAAGUACUUAUACUUACGAAAUAGUUAUUUUAUUACUAGCAUUAGAGUUCCCCGAUCCCCGUCGUGUACAUAUAUAAGCUCCACAUGAAAUGCAAGUUUAAAAACAAUUUUUUACAAGAACUACCCCCGUACCCGCGACCCCUCGACCCCUCGAGCUUUGGCCCAGCCAAAGGUUUCUAAUGGACAGGAACACAUCCUCCCCAAUCGCAAAAGGAUAUACAUAGAAUAUAUAUCCGAAUAUACCCAAUGUUCUGGGAAGUCGAAGAUGCAGAAGAUGGCAGAAAGGUUGAUGAAACGUUGAUGAUAGAUGUAGAAGACGCACUUGUAAAACAAAUGAUAACUAAAAGCAAUUCCAAAGUUAAGUGACAUAGUUUUUAACAAAGCAAACAAAAAAA
Molecule: messenger RNA, 4463 nt
Organism: Drosophila erecta
Lineage: Eukaryota; Metazoa; Arthropoda; Insecta; Diptera; Drosophilidae
Product: zinc finger and SCAN domain-containing protein 21
Exons: 3
Coding region: 1044-2909 (621 amino acids)
Biological process (GO): regulation of DNA-templated transcription
Molecular function (GO): DNA-binding transcription factor activity, RNA polymerase II-specific; RNA polymerase II cis-regulatory region sequence-specific DNA binding
Source: RefSeq, a predicted model, not a curated record